This is a messenger RNA of Alligator mississippiensis (American alligator), 8144 nucleotides long. RefSeq lists its product as uncharacterized. The record is from RefSeq and is a predicted model, not a curated record. The transcript is spliced from 12 exons. Bases 2808 to 3767 code for a protein of 319 amino acids. NCBI's taxonomy places the organism in Eukaryota, Metazoa, Chordata, Crocodylia, Alligatoridae.
UCCAUUUUCAUGUGCAAUGCAGGAAGAAAGCCUCUGGUCCCUGCCAGAAGCCUGUGAGCUUCUCAAAAAUGCAAGUGCCUUUGUAAACAACCGGAAAACCAAAGCAAAAUUAAUUCUGCCCAGAAAUUAUAAUCAAAAGGAAUAGUCAUGAAACCCUUGGUGCAUUUUAAUGACUGCUAAAGCAGUGCCUGGAGGCUUUCAGUGAGAUUUUGGACCAAUUGUACAAGACACCAUUGAGGUAUGGCCACUCUAGACAACUACUUGUUCAAGCUGAAGUCUUCCAGCAUCCCAGGAUUCAGUGGUUCCUAAGCACUUACCAGCAGUUCUAGCUGCCCAUCCAGGUCACUGGGGCCCUGCUCACACAGUGGGGCUGGGUGACAGCCACAGCGGCCCCAGCCUGGGCCCUGCUGCCCCCCGCUGCCCUGGGGGGCUCUGCCAGGAGGCCCUGGAGCCCCCACAGCCCCUGCUUCUAGGACAUACCCUAAAUAGAAUCAGAGAAAAUGACGGUUGAAGGGACCUCGGGUCACGACUAGUCCAACCGCCUGCUCCAAGCAGGGCCAGCCACAACUACAUCAUCCCAGCCAAGGCUUUGUCUAGUUGGGUCUUCAAAACCUCCAAGGAUGGAGACUUCACCAUCUCUCUGGGUGAGCAAGGAUGGAAGACUCUUACCUUGGGCUACUUCCGAUGGUACUGAUGGACAGUCUUCACUUUCCUUGCUGCCAGAGAGACUCCAAUCCUGUGAGGAGAACUGCAGGAAAGUAGCUGUCAUCUUGUGAGGUGGAUGAAGAUGGCAAUUGCUUGAGAAGUUUCCAACUAUAGUCAGAGAAAUGAGGAUGAUGGAGUGUGGAAAAUGCGGGAUGGUUAUCAUCUUCACGUAACAUCAGCUAUAUAUGCAUGAAGUCUUGCAUGACAGCACUCAUGAGAGAGAAGAUCAAAGGGUUGUCAAUGCAGCUGAACAGAAUGAUGGAGCAAUUUGAACAUGAGAAGGAAGACAGGAGAAGUGAAGCUGAACAGACAAAUAAUAAGCCCUGCUGAAAAAAUGAACCAGUGGGCUCACCAUCAAAUAAGUGAGGCUACUGAUAGAGGCAUAUGACCAGGAGAGCAAGGAAAAAAAACUGACUGAGUAGUAGAGAGGAAAUAAGGCUAAGGAACUGGAUUAACAUGUUAGAACAUGCAGGUGAGAAAGCAGGCAAGAUCAGAGUUUUCAUAGAUGUUAGGGCUGGAAGGGACCUCACAACAUCAUUGGGUCCAGCCCCCUGCCCAAAGGGCAGGAAGUCAGCUGGGGUCAUAGGAUCCCAGCGAGGUGAGCAUCCAGGUGUUUCUUGAACAUAUCCAGAGUAGGUACUUGCACCACUUCAGGGGGGGAGUCUAUUCCAGACUCUGAAGCCUUGGGAAGUAAAUAUGUUUUUCCUUAUGUCAUCUAAAACGGUCUUCUAGCAGUUUGUGACCAUCAGACCUUGUCUUCCCUUGCAGUGCUGUGGUGAACAGAUGUUCUCCCAGUUCCUGAUGCACACCCCUUAUGUACUUAUAGGCUGCCACCAAGUCCCCCCGAGCCUUCUCUUCUCCAGGCUGAAGAGUCCCAUACCUCUCCUCAUAAGACCUGCUGUCUUGACUUCUAAACAUAGAUUUCAUAGACAUUAGGGCUGGAAGGGCCCUUGGAAGAUCAUCGAGUCCAGCCUUCUGCCCCAGGGGCAGGAAGUCAGCUGGGAUCAAAGAAUCCAAAUGUCUCUUAAAGGAGUCCAGAGUAGGUGCUUGUACCACCUGUGGAGGCAGUCUAUUCCAGGCCUUGGGGGCUCGGACAGUAAAGAAGUUUUUCCUUAUGCCCAGCCAAAAAUGGUCUUGGAGGAUUUGUGACUAUUUGACCUUGUCAUCCCUUGGGGCGCUCUGGUAAGCAGGAGUUCCCCCAGAUCCUGAUGUACACCUAUCAGAUACUUAUAGGCAGCCACCAGGUCCCCCCCUGAGCCUGCGCUUUUCCAGCCUGAAGAGUCCCAUGGCUCUCAGUCUGUUAUCAUAGGGUAUGUUCUCCUGCUCUCUCUAAUCAUGUGUGUGGCUCUCUUCUGGACUUUCUCAAGCUUCCACAUCCUUUUAAAAUUGUGGAGCCCAGAAAUCAAUGCAGUACUCCAGCUGCAGCCUCAACAAGGCCAAGUAAAGUGGGAGGAUGAUUUCUUGGGUCUUGCUUUAGAUGCAUCAGUAGAUGCAAGCCAGAGUUUUAUUUGCUCUGUUGACUGUGGCAUCGCAUUGUUGGCUCAUGUUCAUCCUGUGAUCAAUCAUGAGCCCCAAGUCUCUUUCAGUCAUGGUGAUAGUAGUGCUAGAUCAGAUGAACUGAUGGCACAGAAAGAAACCAACCCCACUAUGGCUACCAGUCCUGAGCAACAUUGUUUCUCCUCAUAUCCAAUGGGAAGUUGCAACUAGCAAGCUACUGGAGAAGAUCUAUGCCAAUCCAAGCCUGCCACUGUACGAUGAUCUCUUAAAUCCACUUGCUGCAUGUCUGUCAUCACGACACCCACUGCUGCACUGGGACUGCAUGGAAGAGACCCUCUGGUAUGAGGAAUGGAGGUCAACGUCUCCACCAAACAAGUUCCUUCUCACAGAUCUAAAGUCUGGCCCCUGUCUUCAACCUGCCAUGCCACUGGUGGGCCUUGCUGGACAGAUAAGGUGGAUAAGGUCAGAUGGAAACACCUGAAAUAUUUACAAACCAAUGCAAAGUCUGGGUAACAGGAAGGAGAAACAGGAACUCUCUUUGUGGAACGUGAAAUCAGGCAUUAUAAAAAUAAUAAGUGCAGUAGAAUAGCAGCCAUGACUAGAACAUGGAUAUCACUGGAUACAAGCUGCUUAGGAAAGGGAUUGAUUGUAAUGAAACACAAUGUAAUGGUAUAGAUGCAACAGGAUUUAUCCUUGGGCCCACACUGUUCAACAUCUUGAUCAGCGACUUGGAUGAGGGGGUGAAAAACACCUUGUUCAAAUUCCUGGAUGAUACUAAGAUGUGGGGAGAAGUGAGCAUGCUAGUGGAGAGGGACAGGCUACAACUAGACCUGGAUAGGUUACAGAGGUGGGUGGAUGAGAACAGGAUGGGUUUCAACAGUGACAAGUGCAAGGUGCUGCACCUGGGGAGGAAGAACCAGCAGCAGACCUACAGGCUGGGGAACUCCCCUCUCAUCAGCACAGAAGCAGAAAAGGAUCUUGGAGCCAUUAUUGAUGCCAAGAUGAACAUGGGCCGCCAAUGUGAGGAUCCAGUCAGUAAGGCUUACCGCACCUUGUCAUGCAUCUACAGGUACAACAUGAGCAGGUCCAAGGAGGUGUUCCUCCCCCUCUAUGCGUCACUGGUCAGGCCACAGUUGGAGUACUGCGUCCAGUUCUGGGUGCCACACUUCAGGAGGGAUGUGGACAGCAUCGAGAGGGUCCAGAGGAGGGCCACCUGCAUGAUCAGGGGGCAGCAGGGCAGGCCCUACAAGGGGAGGCUGAGGGACCUGAACCUGCUCAGCCUCCACAAGAGAAGGCUGAAAGGGGACCUGGUGGCCAUCUAUAAACUUACCAAGGAGGACCAGCAGGGAACAGGAGAGACCCUGUUCCCCCGAGCACUACCAGGAGUAACUAGGAAUAAUGGCCAUAAGUUGACUGAAAGUAGGUUCAGGCUAGACAUCAGGAGGCGCUACUUCACAGUCAGGGCGGCUAGGAUCUGGAACCAACUUCCAAGGGAAGUGGUACUCACUUCUACCCUAGGGGUCUUCAAAAGAAGGCUGGAUAAUCACCUAGCCGGGGUCGUUUGACCCCAGCAUCCUUUCCUGCCCAUGGCAGGGGGUUGGACUUGAUGACCUGCUCAGGUCCCUUCCAACCCUACCAACUAUGAAACUAUGCAUGACAAUCACAUUAGGAAAAGAGAGUGAAAAGGGCCCAAUAGCGACUGUGUUUGAGGGUUUACUGCAGAACCCCUGGUUUAGGCUUUGAAAUGGACUCAGAUCCCUGUGACUGUUUGGGAAAGUGUAGUGGUAGUAGAGAUUGUGCAAUUACAGGACAUUUUAACUUCCCUGAUACAAAGCAGACAGCAAAUGCAGUCGAUAUUGUGCUACUGGGGCUGAGAGAGCUGAUAGAUGUCUCUACCCAAUGGCUGCUAUACCAAUGAGAAGCAAUGGUAUCCUAGAUUUGGUUUGCACACAGAGUGAUACCAGGAGCUAUCAAACUGGCUGGCCAACCAGAGAGUUUGAGGCGGAGGAGCGGUUAGGGACAGUUUCUCCUCUGUUUCAGCAUAAGCUUGCUACAUUAGCUUCCUGAGAUAUUGUCAGUGUGAGGAAGAGGGAAUGGUUCCACCACCCCCCAACUUAGGGGAGGCACUGGCUUGAAGACCCUGUAAUAUCCAAGCCCCUCCCACUGUGGGAUCUAUCUCCAUAGGACCUCUGACCUCCCAUGCUUCCACCCAGGUCCUGGCCUGGCUCUGGGGGGGAAUCAGACAUGCAUAUCUUUGAUUCCAAUGUGACAAGUGCCUGCUGGUGGAUUUCCUCAGGAGAUGGAACUGGGCUCCCUGAGCAUGAGGACUACAUGGACCCACUGCACAAGGAGCCCUCCAAGAUUGUGACUGCCUGCUCCCUGACCCCAGGUGAUGCCCUAGAGAACCAGAUGCCCUAUUAAAUAACACUUGCACUGGAUCCCAGACCAGCUGAGUCAGCCCCAGCUAGGCAGGAGAUAGAGGAGUGGACACAUUUCCUCGAAUAACAGGUGCUAUAUUAUAGCAAGGAGAGGUGCUCUUCUGUUCUUAUGAAGAAAACAGUUUGCACAUUAGAUAUCUAAAAGGUUUUUUUUCUGAGUAGCAAAGGGAAAGCAUUUCAGUGACUAAUGCUUCACGCCGAAAAGAAGACCCUCCAUUACUCAGUAUAAGGCAUUACUUCUUAGGCAUGGCUUCUAAGGUCAUUCAUCAGUCAGAUCUAUAAUGCAUCAUACAUAUUCAUUCCAGUGCAUUCUGAGAAGAGUGAUGUUAAUUUUGGUUUCCCUUGACCUGUUUUCCAUCUUCAUUUGGCUGUACUCUUUGAUAAGGUUCCAUUAAAAAAAAAAUAACCCACACAUUGUCUUCUUUGUUUGCUAAUUUGGAGCCAGUCAAUUAAUGAUUGAGUAUCCCUGCAAGCACUGAGAUACCUGCUGAAUUAUGAGCACAGGAAUUGUCCCCCUUGAUGUGACCUGCUCCUGGAGGAAAGCUCACCAUGUCCGAGACUGGAGCUUCUGGGUUCAAUAACACAAGAAAGAAGAGAGGCUGAAUUGACUGGCACAGAAAAAAAAAAAAUGACUUUCCAAGCUGUGCUGAAGAUGGGAAGUAUGUGCAGAUGCCCAAAAAUCAAUACCCACAAGGAGCAUGUACAGAUGAAUGAGCACGGAAGUGCGCUGAAGUCACAAAAACUCCAUGACAUUCCAAGAAUUUUGCAGAUUUUGCUGCCGUUUCCAGAAUGUCACUUUUCCGAAGUGUAAAAUUCCUGGUUUUGCUGGGGAUAAAAAAAGUGCAUCUUGACUAAGUGAAAAAUGAAUAGAGAAGCAUGAACUAAAACUGCCUAAGUCCUUUGCUAGGAAGUAACAAGCUCUCUGCUCCCUUAAGGGGGUGAAGGAGAAAGAAAACCCACCCGGAUGCUUCCUCUGCAUAAACUAGCUACCCCGAAUUGUUCCAGCAAUACUUUGGGAGUCACCAUAACAGUUAACCUGUGGAAGAAUGUCUUGCAUUCAAAAGCUUGCCUAACUUUAUCCCAAGGACACAGUCGGUGGAAUACAAGCUCCUGCCAUUGGAUACCGCUGAAGCCCUUGCUCCAUAGACUCGAUCCAUUAGCUCUGCAGCCCAGAUCCAGCCUGUGGGUGGUAAGUUGUCCACCCCCUGCCUGACAGCCUCCAGCCUCCAUAGGUGCUCCCAUGGAGCUGACUCCCUUCCGCCUGCUGGAAAUCCCAACCCUAGUGACUAGAAGGCACAGACAUGAGAUGACGUCAUGGAUGACAUCAUUCCUAGACAUCGGAAGUGACAGCAUCACGGGUCAGGACCAACAGACUCCUCUGAUAUUUUCCAGGUUUCAGAGCAGUGACCUUGAUAGAAGAUUGGUGCUUGAAAAAGAAAAAAAUAGAAAUAGUUCCCCUUGCAGGAAAGUGGAGCAAAAGUUUGGGACAUUUCUGGAGUAUGAUCCUUGCUCGCAGCAGGACCUCAGAGACCCUGGAUUCAUCCACUGGGAGGAUGGGAUUAUUGACAUGCUGAGAAGAUGCCCACAAUGCAUGGCUGCUUCGCCAACUUGGCAGACACCUACAAAUGGAAAAGCUGCUCCAAAGUGAAUUCAAUCUGGUAUUUUAUUAUCCCAUGGCUCACCUUUCUGCACUGUCCAUCCCCCCAUAGUUUCCGUAUCUUCAUCUGGAAAAGUCCUGGCUAAUUUCACAGAAGGAGAAAACCAAGGGACACUGUAAAUGUCAAGAGAAUUCUGUACAUAUGGUCCUGAUCACUGGUGGGCCAAUCUGCAUCGUAUUCAGGGAGAAGAGGAAGGACGAGCAUCGUCCCUGCUCAACGUUGUGAUGGGGAAGUGCAGUGGAAACUCCAUCCAUUGCAGUCCUAUGCACAGAGGAGCUUGGAAAUGGAAAGGUAAGACUACUCUUCAAAAGAGUCUCCACUCAGGGAGAGCCUGUAGCACAAGCAAUCCACACUGCAGACAACACAUCCUGUCCUUCCACCUCGCCCACCUGCAACCUGAGUGUCUCAUUUCACAGAACUGUGAAGGAGAAGGGGGAAGUCCAUCACUUUGUGGUGGUGGGAGAAAUUUGAGCACAACGACACCCUUGCUAAUCAUGGAAAUAUGCAAAAUUAAGAUGAUGAAGCAUAGCCUGGGGGUGAUGAUACAACUGUUCAGGUGUAUACCCGUGGCUAGUGAGGUGUCUGACCCAAUGAGCAACUUUAACAGGCCACACUAACUUAAUAUAUACCUGCUAAAUUUGCUGGGCUUUUUUAAACAUUACAUCUCCCUCCUCAGCAUAAUUUGCACCAGCUUUGUAGCUUCUUUAGAGCUGGUAAGAGGCGUAAUUAAUGCAUUGCAUCCUGGCGGAGGAGUGAAAGUUGUUUAGGCAUGAUACCAGCUAUGUUAUGACUUUGUAUGCCAUUAGCUGUAGAUGUGGGUGGACUUUAAACAUGCCGGCACCGUUGGCUAUUAAGCUCAGUCAAAACUUUUGUUUGGACUUAUGCUGGCCUUGACCCCACCACGGUUGCAUAAAGAGACCCCAGUGUCACUGGGAAUCAGGGCUCCCCUACCCGAGCUGGCUAUCACUGAACAGGCGAGGUUAAAGCCUGAGCCCUUUGCCCUCUCUGCGCAGAGCAGGCAUCAGCUGUUUAUGUCCAUAGCGAUAUGGCACUAAAAAUAGUUUAUGGCAGUGCUGACGGAAGGAAACGUGGUGAAAGGCCAUCACAAUAAACACCCUUCAACACCCAUUACAGCACAGAACAGUAAACCCUCAGUGACAGCCUCGAUAGAAAGAAGUGUCAUUUCUGAUUCAUGCCGCUGCUGAAUUUAGCUAUAUAAUCACUGACAAAUCAAUCAUUACCCGCCGUAAACAACUGGUUCAUUAGUUGGCCUUCCUAAGGCAAAGCCAGGGACCAUUAAUAUGUUCCACACCGGGCUGUUAAUGGCAAUAAGGAUCAGCUUAGUGCUGUCAGAAAAAAUUACUAAAGAUAAAGACCGAUUUCCAACAUAACAGAGCUGAUUCUGACCCCAGCUCAUGUUGAUGUAGGUAGGAAUAACUCUACUGAAUGCAAGGACGGCCGUGGUGUAAAAGCUGGGUACAGACUUGGAGAAGCAGGGCCAGCAUUGCAAACUGCCUCAUGAAGAAAAUACUUAGCAGGCUGUCAGGAGCAGGCAGGAGAGUCAGGUUUUUUUUUAAAUUGAAACAGAGACAGAUUGCACUGGAGGGAAACCCGGACUGCUUGGCUUCCAGCAUGGACAUCUGCCAACAGAUGUGCUUCGAAACCCCGGCCAAUGGAUCUCACCCUCAAAACAGUUACGUUCAGGGCCAUUCUUUGCUUUCCUCUGAUUCAAUUCUCCCAACCCAAAUUGUUCAACUUAGAAAGCAGCCUGCAGUAUCCUUAUGUAUUAGCACACCCUUUGUUGUCUGCUCCCGUGCCUCCAUUCAUAUUAAACAGUCUUAACGCU